Molecule: messenger RNA, 704 nt
Organism: Tribolium madens (black flour beetle)
Lineage: Eukaryota; Metazoa; Arthropoda; Insecta; Coleoptera; Tenebrionidae
Exons: 3
Coding region: 4-642 (212 amino acids)
Source: RefSeq, a predicted model, not a curated record
AUAAUGAUAGUCUCAUUCGAGAUUUACAACGACAAAGACAUUUUUUCAUUGUUUUUACCCCAAACCAUUCCCUCUGAAAAUCUGUACUUAGCCGGAGGUGAUUCAGUAGUGACAAUGUUGUCUAGUUCCAGUGCAAAAUUCUUAGUGAUUGUGUUUUUCGUGGACUUAUCUCUCGCCAAAACGACCAACUACCCUCUAGCUACAACAGUACAGCCGAUCGAAACGUCGACAAAAUCAAGAUAUGAGCAAGGCUUGGAGGACUACGACGAAGCCCAAGCUCGAGAAGGGAGAGGCAUGAUGGAAUACGACGACCACGACCCGCAUGAUCACGAUCACGAUAUGCAAGAGCAAAAAGCUGUCAAAGACGACCCCUGGAACGGGUACUACGAUUUUAUUAUAAACGAGGGCUCGUUCAAAUUCUGGGCCGCCUUCCAGCUUGUAACAGCUCUCUUGCUAGUCUAUUCGGCAUUCGCGGCUGUUUACUAUGCAAAAUUCAAUGUCAUUACUACAGAUUAUGAUUAUUAUGAUGGUUUCUUUGGAAGGUCAAAUCAGGAAUCGUCUUCGAGCAGUUUAUGGUCAGGUUUAUCGGCGCAAACAUUUCAAAGGAUAUUCGACGCUUUAUCUUCAAAAAAAUAUUCAUAAAUGUAGACAACGAAAAGACAGACACUUUCCGUGUUUGGACUUUUCGUGCAAAUAAAUAAAUA